UGCAUACCUCACCAUGCCACCACACGCCCCCACACGGCACCUGCAGCUGGCCGCACGCCCUGGCCGCCGCGCCACCCACUUGCCGCCAGGAGCACCUCAGGGUCGCAAAGGCCGUGAGGGAAGCCGAGAAACGCCCCGUGAGUGAAUCUCCGGCGCACGAAAGGCUGAGAGACGUGUACGAUCGCCAGGGAAAACCAUUUUGACAUCUGAUCCGCCAGCGAGCGAGGGUCAGUUAUGGCGGUGAAGGUGGCGGAGUGGGGACGUGUUGCGAUGGCCUCUCCGGGAUUGUGUUGAUCUGGCCGACCUGCACGCUGGGGGGCCUUCCUGCACCACGCCCGACGCCUUGCCAAGAACGAGCAUGCAGCAGAGGGCCCCAUGCUGUUAGUGUCCCUAUGCAAAGGAUGGCGAGUGCAUACCCUGGCGGGCUGGGCGGCCCCAAGGAGACGCUGGAUGGCCUGGGUCCCGCUGGGUUGGGUGGGCUUGGUGGUGGCGGGCUGGGCGGGCUUGGCGUGGCGUCAUCGCUGGGCGGGGGCGCAGAUGCGCUGGGUCUGAGCACCUGCCCGCUGUGCCGCAGCCUGCUAGAGGAGGCGCGGGUGCUGCCGUGCCUGCACGCCGUGUGUGGCCCCUGCCUGGAGGGUCUGCUGGCAGCCCCCACGCUGGCCUGUCCAACCUGCCACGCCGAGCUGAACCUGGACCAACCGCUGGACGCCCUCAGCCCGCCGCUCUUCCUUCCCUCAAUCCUGGACAUGGUGUCCUCCGAGGAUGACCUGGGCAGCCCGCCCCCACCUCCCUCCUCUAUGGUUAGCCCGCCCCCCGCCCCCUCCAUGGUGAGCCCCUCCAACUCCCACGUGAACAGCCGCGACCAUCUGCUGCCCCGCCCGCUGCUGCACGGCGACCUGCCCCGCUCCUCCAGAUACCUGUGUGCCAGCUGCGACGACGGCCAGGCCGCCGCCUCCCGUUGCAGGGACUGCAAUGAGGCGCUCUGCGACUCCUGCGUGCGUGCACACCAGCGCGUGCGGCUCACCAAGGACCACUUCAUCGUGCCGCUGCCCGGGGACGAGGCGGGGGUGUGCAACACCAACGGCGGCAGCGCGCGGGCCCACCAUUACUCCGGGCCCGAAGAGAACAGCCACUCCCACCUGGGCCUGGCCUCGCCGCCCCCGCCCUCGGCACUGGGCGGCGGCGCCACGGCCUUGGGCGGCGGCGCCACGGCCUUGGGCGGCGGCGCCACGGCCUUAGGCGGUGGCGCCACGUCUCUGAGCGGCGGCGCCUCAGCCUUGGGUGGCGGCGCCUCAGCCCUGGGUGGCGGCGCCACAGCCCAGCACGGGUCUGGGCACCUGUUCUGCCCCAGCCACGAGAGCGAGGCCAUGAUGUACUACUGUGAGCGGUGCAGCGCCCCCGUGUGCCGCGAGUGCACGGUGCGGGAGCAUCGCGGCCACGGCUGCGUGUUCCUGCAGGAUGCUGCCGAGAACUCCCGCUCCAUCACGCUCCAGCUGCUGACGGACGCCCGCAGCGGCAUCCGAGCCAUCGAGGACAGCAUCGGCGUCACCAAGCGCAUGGUGGAUCGCGUGGAGCUGCGCGCCAAGGCCGUGGCCAGCGACGUGCGCUCCACUACGCGGCGCCACAUCUCGGCCUUGGAGGAUCGCGAGAGGAAGCUGCUGAGCAAGGUGGAGCGAAUCCGCCAAGUGAAGGGCAAGACUCUGCAGGACCAAAUUGAUGACUUGAGCACCGCGCUGGCUCGUCUCACCCACGCCGUGGAGACCAUCGGCUCCGUGGACUCUGCCAGCCAAAUGGAGCUGCUUCAGCGGCGCGAGAAGGUGUUGGUGGAGAUGAACGAGCUGCGGCAGAUCAAGGCGCACCUCAGCCCACAUGAGGACGACAACAUCACGUUCUCGCCGCCCGACGCCAGCCUGUGCCAGAUGCUCAACACCAUGGGCUUCGUGUCUUCGUCGGCCCACGCUGCGCACACCGUUGCCAGCGGCUCUGGCCUGAAGCGCGCGGGGCGGGGCAGGGUGUCUUCCUUUGUGGUGCACUGCAAGGACCACUUGGCGGACCAGCGCGUGGUGGGCGGCGACCCUGUGACUGUGACGGUGGUGGGGCCAGACGGCACCACGGCGCCGGCCGAGGUGCAAGACCAGAAGAGCGGCUCCUAUAUGGUAAGCUACAAGCCCCAGAUUGAGGGGCGCCACACGGUGAGCGUGAUGCUGCGCGGCUUGCACAUCCAGGGCUCUCCCUUCUCGGUGCCGGUGCGCGCGGGCCGCAGCUACUCCUCGGUGGGCCAGGUGCUUUUCACCAUCGGCAGCGAAGGCGAGGGGGAGGGCCAGCUGUGCCGGCCGUGGGGCGUGUGCUGCAACAAGGAGGGCUACAUCAUCGUGGCGGACCGCAGCAACAACCGUGUGCAGGUGUUCACUGCAGAUGGCACCUUCCAUCACUCCUUCGGGUCAGCGGGGUCGCGGCCCGGCCAGUUUGACCGGCCGGCGGGCGUGGCGGCAGACACCAUGGGCCGCAUCAUUGUGGCCGACAAGGAUAACCAUCGCAUACAGGUGUUCACCUUUGAAGGCACCUUUUUGUUCAAGUUUGGCGAGAAGGGCAGCAAGAAUGGCCAGUUUAACUACCCGUGGGACGUGUCCACCAACGCCGAGGGUGACAUCGCAGUGUCCGACACGCGCAAUCAUCGCAUCCAGCUGUUCCGUGCUGAUGGCUCAUUUGCCAACAAGUAUGGCUUUGAGGGCUCCCUGUGGAAGCACUUUGACUCCCCACGCGGCGUGUGCUUCACCCAAGAAAAUCACAUUGUGGUCACAGACUUCAACAACCACCGCCUGCUAGUGGUCCACCCAGACUUCCAGUCCGCCAGGUUCCUGGGCAACGAGGGCGUGUCUGAGGGCCAGUUCCUGCGGCCCCAGGGUGUGGCGGUUGACCAGGAGGGCCACAUCGUUGUGGCGGACUCACGGAAUCACCGUAUCCAGAUCUUCCAUCCAAACGGUGGGUUCAUGUACAAGUUUGGAGUACCGGGAUCUGCGCCGGGCCAGCUGGACCGGCCCAGCGGUAUCUGUGUGACGCCCUCGGGACUCAUCGUGGUGGUGGACUUUGGCAACAACCGGGUCCAGGUAUUCUAGGGCACAGCAGCCCCCCACACCACAAGUGUCUUCAUUUCAAGUUCCAGAGUACAAAUUGAUGAAACCUCGUACAAAUUUUGCAGGUAUUUUGUUCACGUGAAGGCUCGCGGUGCGAUGCCUGGCGGCCUGCUGGCAUCACCGCCACUACCUCAUUGUUGGAGAUAUGAUACAGGGUAUAUUUUAAUUAUCUGAGCCGCCAUGUAUUUGUACAUAGAGCUUUCAUCACAGCUGUGGACAGGUCUGCCUUGAUGUGACCAGGGGGCAGGACAAUACCCUGCCCCACUCAGGGAGGCUUGGUGCCGCUGAGGUCUGUGUGUGUGUUUGUGUGUGAAUGAGUGAGUGAGUGCUUGUAUGCAUGCAUGUGUGAGAGGGAUGUCCCCACAGGGUGAGGAGCAUGAGAGAAGUGCCUGUGUUGGUGUGUCAGGAGCCACUGUACAGUGCAGUUCAUGCCCACACAGUACAGGGCAGCAGCAGUGUGUCACUUUCAGUAUAAAUGGAUGUGUGAGUUGGUGUUGUGGGUGUGAGCAGGCAGCCCGGCGGUGCUGGCACUCCUUGGCACUGGCUCUAUGGCCAUGGCAACAAAACUUUUGAUCCCCUGCUCACCUGGAGGCGGGGUUGCAGUACAAUCAUGGUGAGGUUGGUGGGGCUAUGGGGCAGAGUGCGGCUGUUGUGGCGUGCUCCUGACAGUCUCUCUCUCUGCCCCCUACCUCCUCGGCCUCGCCACUACCUCAUGUGUAGGAUUAAGGAGCAAUUACUCUAGCCUUGUUGCUUUGAUGACAAAUCUCUUCCCCGUCCUGGCUGGUGCUGUGGUGUUGUGGCGCUGCGGUGCACUGGGGAGGAAUCUGUCCGGCAGCUUGGGCAGUACCGGCCGGCAGUACUGGGACGGGUCUGUACACGAUGGGAUCCAGACUUGGGGAUUUAUUAGUGCUUCUUGAUAGGAAGAGAGCGUCACGCCGUGACAAUAAUCAACAUGAGUGCAAGGCAGUGGCCAACCUUGGUGCCUCGCCCUGGGGUGGCGGCCCAGCUGGUGCAGGGUGGGCGGUGGGUGGUGGGUGCCGUGGGACCUGCCUCAAAGUUCCUCUUUAGUUAGUACGGGUGGGCCGCGGGGUGGCAGGAGUGGCAGGGGCGCCGCCCAGGGGGGUGGGGUGAGGGUGGAGGGACGGCCACUGCCACCUUUCGUCUGUCACUGGGAUGUCACUGUGGUUUUAACUUUUAAACUCUAAAAGACUCAAGAAUCAGUUUAUAUCCUUAAAUGAACCAUAGGUUUGUUAAGUAUUUUAAGAUAAAUUGUGCUUCCAGUACACUCAGAUUUUUAAAUAUAAUUUUAGCAAAGCUUAAAUAUAAUUGAUUUAAAAAGAUAAUUAUAAACUCAUGAAGUAUUUAAUCACAAACUGACAGUUAUUAGUACUAUAGAGUUGUGUAUAACGUUUACUUACUUCAGGUUUUAAAAGUGCUUUACUUACACAAAUUUGUAUAAUUUGGGAAAAUGAGAUUAGCUCCCACCUGAGUCAUGUUCUCCCAGUGUACCUGAGACCCGUGUCCUGCAGACAGGUGACCUGGGCAGGUGACAAUCACCACACUUGUCUAAAAACAUAACAGAUUAAUAUUGUGUGCGGAGCCUGAGAGGGGCAGUGCAGCUUCUUGCCAGCGGGGUGUGGAGGGGGUGACCCACUCUGUGGAGGGAAGGGGGCAGGACAGAUGCCAAGGUUUACAAUUCUUACAAUAUUGAAAAUGUUUGUACCAAGUCUUGAGUCAAACAGGGAGACGUUCAGCAUGGCGGCUUUGCCCUGAGAGUUGCCGCAGGAAGGAAGGAAGCAAGAUUCUGGCGUCUCAUUUGUUUGAUUUCUUGGUUGUGCCGACAGAGUUGGUGUUUUUAUUAUUUUUUAAUUUUUCUCUUGUGUAUAAAGGAGGGUGUCCAAGGGCCACAGACACUGAAAGUUUUUGGGGGAGGUAUGGGCGGGUAGGAGGGCGUGAGCAGCCAGGGGUGUUUUACCAGAUCUCAGUGGAAGGCCGCAGGAAUCUAGCUACCUAUUCAGUAUUGUAGACUAAUGCAGGGAGUCACCUUGUUCCUCAGUAUUCUCAAGUGAAUUCCCAAGCUACCUCACAAGCACUACCAAACUACCUCAAAUAGUAUAUAACUACCUCACAAAUAGUACAUAGCAAACUACCUCAUUGGUUGGCCUACACAGACUUACCUGUCCACUGGAGGGUCACCGGAUGACUCAAGGUUCACAGUGCAGCGACAGACGCGUUUAUUUUCCUAUUGUACCAGUCUCCCUCGGCAGCGAUUGGGAGUUAGAUGUAAGUACUUAGAGACACUUCACUGUCCACUUGUAUGUUAAGCAUUGAUAUUUUACUUAUGGGUAUUGUGUUUGUUUGUAUGCAGGUCUGCAUAGUGUGUGUGUGUGUGUGUGUGUGCGUGCGUGCGUGUGUUCUUAUGGCAGUUGGAGGAAACAUACGGGUUUUAGGAGCGUCCAGCGUGCUGCGCUGCAGGGGGUGCCGCCACCACCCUCCCUCCAGGACUUUGUGAUAUUAUUCCUGCUCAACACCUGGUGGGCGGAGCAGGACGCGGAGGACGGUGGCGGCUGCAGCACAGCUGUGGUGCUGUGUAGUUGCACAUGGGUAAAUGAGGGACUUGUCUUGUGUCUAGGAAGAUUUUAAGUGUGUCUGCAGGAAACUCUGUGCUUUUAUAACUGGCAGCUGGACACUGGCAUGUCACAGCAGACAGGCAUUGAACACUUGGCUGGGCGGCCAGUCAGGCAUGGAGAGUGUGGUGCACCACUGCCAGAGUGGGGGAGUUAGGUACAUAUAAGUUUUACAUACUAGAGUAGAGUGAGCAAAGUGUUGCUGAACAGCAGGACUUGGAAGUGUUGUGUUCAGAUCAAUGUAUUUUUUCAGUCGUAUGAAGAGUUUUCAUUCCUCAGAAAAUUGUAAAAUAUUAUGCAUGUUCUGUGUGUGUGACAACACUGCCACCACCACCACCACCACUAUUACCACAUCCCAAGUGUGGUUUGUCUUCACAGCAAUACUGUUUUGUGUAGAGACCAAAUUCUCUCAAGUCAUGUCCUGAGAUGCAGAAUUACUUAAAAGUGGAACAGUGUAAACCAGCUGUGAAGCAGCGCACAGUUGUGGUGGAUGUAGCAAUGGCGGUGGCAGGGACAGCAGAAGGCAGCCAUGGCAGCAACACCACAUCAACAUUCCUCAUACACCAGCAGCACACACAGGAGAGGCUUGUGUGUGUUGGUGAUGGUGGUGGUGGUGGUUGUGCUGCUGCUGCUACAGGUGCUUGGUUCAUGCCCACACACUUGUGGCUGCAGUAUAUAUUUGCUCAAACCUCAGCUAGUGUUGUGUGAGAGGCUGUGCUGAGCCUCAAGGCUUCUUGGGUGACAUUCAGGCUGGAAGCAGGCAAAUGUUUAAGGCUCUAUAUUGUUCCUAUGAAGAGUUUAUAAUAUAAUGUUGGUUUCAGUGGAAUAAGAUUUUAUCUAGAGUAUAGUUACAUUUCAGGGCCAAUGGUGCUUGUCCAGAAGAUCUAUUAUGUUUUUACUUGUAAUGAAAUGAUCCAGAAAUGUGUACUGCUGUACGACAGACUGUAUCUCAUUCAGUCUUGAAUAUUGCCUGAUAAGCAUUAAGGCUGUGUGUGUGUGUGUGUGUGUGUGUGUGUGUGUGUGUGUGUGUGUGUGUGUGUGUGUGUACACUUGCAAGGUCCAGUGACGUGUGGCACACAUGAAUAUGUCCCAUCAAGUUGCUCGCUCUACUGCUGGCUGAGGUGCAGCCGUGCCUCACCCCACAGAGUCGUGCUGCAGCGAGCAGGAGCUUCUCCUGCCCCAUCUCAGGUUAUACACUAAGUAGCUGCUGCCAUGUGAUUGUGUUAAGGGUCCAGCAGGCGCUGCCUCGCUGCCGCACGGCUCACUGGGGACGCCAGAAUGCACCGCCUGUAAUGCUCUCAGACCACUGGAUUUUGGCGACUGUGCAAUUACAUCAACAUGGAAUAAAUGAACAAAAUGUU
Messenger RNA from Scylla paramamosain (green mud crab), 7122 nucleotides. RefSeq names its product E3 ubiquitin-protein ligase TRIM71-like. Bases 393 to 3116 code for a protein of 907 amino acids. The transcript has 2 exons. Gene Ontology annotation, biological process: proteasome-mediated ubiquitin-dependent protein catabolic process; protein polyubiquitination. NCBI's taxonomy places the organism in Eukaryota, Metazoa, Arthropoda, Malacostraca, Decapoda, Portunidae. Gene Ontology annotation, molecular function: protein binding; ubiquitin protein ligase activity; zinc ion binding. The record is from RefSeq and is a predicted model, not a curated record.